AUGGCAUCAGCCAAACUAGGAUGCGAUAUGAGCCACGUAAUCUGCGAGCCUUCAGCAGCUACGGUAAUAAAAUCAUAUUCUCCGAAUCUCAUGGUGCAUCCCAUCCUCCAAAGCACUAACUCAGUUCCCAAUACCUUGACAAAACGAGACCCGUGUUAUCAUGCUGAGCCUAUCAUCUCCUUCCUAUCCCGAGUUCACGUUCUAGUCAUUGGCCCUGGUUUGGGCCGAGACCCACUCACCCAAAAAAUUACCAUGGAAGUAAUAAAAGAGGCUCGUGCAAAAGGAAUUCCUAUGGUACUGGAUGCCGACGCACUCGUAAUUGUUCAGACAUAUCCUGCACUAGUCAGAGGGAAUGAGCAAUGCAUUCUCACACCCAACGUUGUUGAAUUCAAACGCCUUGCCAGAGCUCUGGGGGUGGAUGUGUCUAUGCUGGAUACAGGAAGUGAAGAUAGGGAGGAAAAGAAUAGGCGAAAAAAUGAGUCAGAAGCGUGUGAAAAAUUGUCAAAUGCCUUGGGUGGAGUGAUGAUAAUUCAGAAGGGAAUUCAUGAUAUAAUUUCGAACGGAGUUUUGUCCUUAAUCUCAGACUCACAAGGCGGGAAGAAGAGAUGUGGCGGCCAAGGAGACACCUUAACAGGAGCUUUAGGAACAUUCCUUGCUUGGAGAAAGGCAUAUCACGAAUGUUUAUGGGACAUAGGGGAGAUGUCUCCCUUAAACCAAGAAAUAGCGAAAAGUCGAGCUAACAUCGAAGCUGAGCUAUAUGACGAAUUUAGCAAAGAACAAGAGAGAAAAAUGAGCCCAAAAACGACAUUGUUACUCGCCGCGUGGGCAGGUAGUGUAAUAACGAGAGAGUGUUCGAGGAGAGCGUUUAUUGCUAAAGGAAGAAGCAUGCAAGCCAGUGAUUUGACAGAAGAGGUACAUGGAGCCUUUUUGGAUCUAAUUGGAGAACCGGAGGCAUCAAAGCUGUAG
Molecule: messenger RNA, 966 nt
Organism: Ophidiomyces ophidiicola
Lineage: Eukaryota; Fungi; Ascomycota; Eurotiomycetes; Onygenales; Onygenaceae
Exons: 4
Coding region: 1-966 (321 amino acids)
Biological process (GO): metabolite repair
Molecular function (GO): ATP-dependent NAD(P)H-hydrate dehydratase activity
Source: RefSeq, a predicted model, not a curated record